Messenger RNA from Malania oleifera, 1892 nucleotides. RefSeq names its product beta-glucosidase 24-like. Gene Ontology annotation, biological process: carbohydrate metabolic process. Gene Ontology annotation, molecular function: beta-glucosidase activity. The transcript has 13 exons. The record is from RefSeq and is a predicted model, not a curated record. The coding region runs from base 119 to 1765 and encodes 548 amino acids. Lineage: Eukaryota; Viridiplantae; Streptophyta; Magnoliopsida; Santalales; Ximeniaceae.
AUGGAAGGAUAAAGUGUGUUGGAUACAAUAAUUAAUCGACCCUAGCUAGCUCUAUAUAAAGGAGAGCUUGAGCAAGGGUUGAAGCACACACCACCAAAGCUAAUUGCUCAGUGGGCAUAUGGCUAUGGCAAUUCAAGGUGGUUCUCUUUGCUUCUCCUCUGUAGUCCUGUUACUAUUUCUUGCACAAUAUGCCAAUGCUGUAUCCUUGAACUGUGAUCGCUUCCCGGAGCUCUCUUCGCCGGCAUCUGGGCUUCGGCGCCGAGAGCUUUGGGCUAAUCGAUUCUCUUCCCCUGGCUUUCUUAGGGAGCCCUCCUCUGAUGAUGCCCUAGUUAGGAGUAAUUUUCCACCUGACUUCAUUUUUGGUUCUGCAACAGCUGCUUACCAGGUGGAAGGAGCAGCACACGAAGAUGGUAGAGGGCCAAGUGUUUGGGACAUUUUCAGUGAGGGAUCUCCUGAGAGGAUAUCUGAUGGAAGCAAUGGAAGUGUGGCCAUUGAUUUUUAUCAUCGUUAUAAGGAUGACGUAGCUUUGAUGAAGGAAAUAGGAAUGGAUGCUUUUCGGUUCUCCAUCUCUUGGUCUAGAGUACUGCCUGGUGGAAGCCUAAAAAAUGGGGGAGUAAACCCUCAAGGAAUCAAAUUUUACAAUGAUCUCAUCAAUGAGGUUAUUAGUCAAGGUAUGACACCCUAUGUCACCCUUUUUCACUGGGAUGCUCCUCAAGGUUUAGAAGAUGAAUACAAUGGCUUUCUAAGCCAAAGGAUUGUGAAGGAUUUUAAAGAUUUUGCAAAAGUUUGCUUUGAUAAUUUUGGGGACCGAGUGAAGCAUUGGAUUACCUUGAACGAGCCAUGGACUUUUAGUGUUUAUGGCUAUGACUAUGGUUAUCACGCCCCGGGACGGUGUUCCACAUGGGUGAAUGAAAACUGCACAGCUGGGAACUCAUCUACAGAGCCUUACAUCGUAGCGCACAAUCUCCUUCUUUCUCAUGCAGCUGCUGUCCAACUAUAUAGGAAGAAGUAUCAGGCAGUUCAAAAGGGUCAGAUUGGAUUGACCCUAAACUUGUUUUGGAUGGUAAAUUACACUGAUAGUCAAUGUGACAUAGAAGCAGCUGAAAGAGCCAUAGAUUUCAUGUAUGGAUGGUUUCUCCAUCCAACAACUUAUGGAGAUUAUCCAUGCAGUAUGAAAGAUAUUGUCCAAGAUCGGCUACCCAAAUUCACUACUGAGCAAUCCAAGUUGCUGAAAAAAUCUUAUGAUUUUGUUGGAGUAAAUUACUACACAGCUCGUUAUGCAGCAAAUAAUCCAUACUCUAAUCGGGUUAAUGUUAGCUACAUGAACGAUUUCCUUGUUGACCUUGAGACGGAAAAAGAUGGAGAACCCAUUGGUACAGCGUCGGACUUAUCAUGGCUCUAUGUCUAUCCAAGUGGAAUUAAGGAUCUUCUAAAGUACACCAAGGAAAAAUAUGACAAUCCGACAAUUUACGUCACUGAGAAUGGAUAUAGUGAGUCAAAUAAUAAGAGUAAACCACUUAAGGAAUCCCUCAAUGACACUACGAGAAUAGACUACUACAAGUCUCAUCUUGAAUAUGUUCAAGCUGCCAUUGAUGAGGAUGAAGUUGAUGUCAAGGGUUUCUUUACAUGGUCAUUUGCGGACAAUUACGAAUGGAGUGAUGGGUAUACUGCAAGGUUUGGGAUAGUGUUCAUAGAUUAUGAUGAUGAUUUGAAGAGGUACCCGAAAAGCACCACUUGUUGGCUUCAAAAGUUUCUCCAGAAUUAGGAGAGAAUGUUUCAAGAAUAAAAAUGUGCCUUUUCCUUAUUCUACUUGGAUGUACUAAAUUAGCAAGAGGAAGACUAUAGCUUCUUUCUCAUUAUCUAUAAUUAAUAAAUAAUGACUUUGUCAUCUA